CUUCUUUCUCACACUGCCUCACAACCAAAAAAAAAAAAAAUCCAAUCCACUUCCCCAUUUUUCUCCUAAACCAGUGCUCCAACACUAUUAUUUAAGCUAAAUUCUGUUCAUCAUAACCAAAUUAGAUUAUUGAUGGAGCAUCCUCAGUACUAUGCACCGCACCGCAUUGGGGACUCAUCAUCUCGACCGUCUCUAGGAUUUCCUCUUGGAACAGCAUUUCUGUUGCUUGUCAUAUUCAGUUUGAGUGGUCUCUUUUCUUGCUGCUAUCAUUGGAACAAAAUCCGGUCACUCCUUAGAGCUUUCACCAAUGGUAUAGACCUCGAAUCCGGCGAUGAUCCUGCCUCCUUCAAAUCUAAACUCACUUAUAUGAAUGAGAAGCAGAACCAAAGCCACAGCAUGCCGGCAGUGUUGAUGCCAGGUGAUCAAGUUCCUAAAUUCAUAGCAUUGCCAUGUCCAUGUCAACCUCCCCGACAGGAAAAUGUGAUUGCAGAGGUGCAGAAACCGCCUUCGCCUUCGCCUCCUAAGCCGUUUCGUAUGGUGGUGGGAUUACCUUUGUAGUACUCGUAAAAGGGAGUACUAUUGAUUUUAGAAGUGGCCUAGCUCAUUGGUAUAUAUAUAUUGAAUUGUGGUUCAACCAUAUUCCCAAUCUUUUGAUUUGUAAA
This is a messenger RNA of Lycium ferocissimum, 662 nucleotides long. RefSeq lists its product as uncharacterized. Lineage: Eukaryota; Viridiplantae; Streptophyta; Magnoliopsida; Solanales; Solanaceae. The record is from RefSeq and is a predicted model, not a curated record. The transcript has 2 exons. Bases 133 to 558 code for a protein of 141 amino acids.